This is a messenger RNA of Trichoplusia ni (cabbage looper), 3313 nucleotides long. RefSeq names its product homeobox protein Nkx-6.2 (gene HGTX). Gene Ontology annotation, cellular component: nucleus. The coding region runs from base 1862 to 2572 and encodes 236 amino acids. The transcript has 3 exons. Gene Ontology annotation, molecular function: RNA polymerase II cis-regulatory region sequence-specific DNA binding; DNA-binding transcription factor activity, RNA polymerase II-specific. NCBI's taxonomy places the organism in Eukaryota, Metazoa, Arthropoda, Insecta, Lepidoptera, Noctuidae. The record is from RefSeq and is a predicted model, not a curated record. Gene Ontology annotation, biological process: cell differentiation; regulation of transcription by RNA polymerase II.
GUAGUUAAAAUAUUUGAACAAAAAAAAAAGCAGAACAUAGUAGCAGCAACGCACUAAGAACAAAGUCAGUCAUUUCUUUAUAAAAUAGCUUUAUCUAAUCUAUCUUCAAGCGCUGCGAAUUAAAGGGUAAGAAGACAAAAUAAAUAAUAAAUAAUGAUCAACAUGUAGAGCGAAAGUCAGUCAAGUAAAUACAGCCAUACAUUUUUUGGAAACGUGUCCAAGCACCUUGUUCUGUUCUUAACAAAUCAAUAGUAUUUUUUAAACCUUUAUAAAAACCAUUUACAACAUUAAUAGAUGGUUACCUAAAUACUAAUUAAUUACACGAAUAACCACUACAAAAAAUCAACAAUAGCACCUAAUACAUCCUGGCAUCCUGCGCCCGCGCAUACCCCGACCUAACACACAGGAUGCGUUCCAUUUAUAAAAUAAUAGUUUUAAAAACCGUUUAUAAUUCCGCCAUCUUUAUUGGGGUCGUUCAUUGGGAUUUAAAAAUGGAAUGAAAAGGGAAGUGUGGCUUUAUGAUGAGGUUUUGAUAUGAGUCGUUAUUGUUGUGGAGAUGAGACGGGUGAUACCAAUACUAAUUAUAUGUAAUUGUAGUUUUUUUUGCAGAUUAUUUUCUGGUUUGAAUUUGUACAGAAUUUAAUUUUUGAUUUGUGUACUUACGAUAAUAAUAUCGAGAUGGGACGUUUAGAUAAGGGUAUUAAAAAAUUGAUAUGUAUUUAGGUUAUAUUUAGGUCGGUUUUUUUAACAACCUUAGGUAUUUUAAACAUUCAACAAUUCUAGAGAAACUGAGGGGAGACAAGGCUGAAGAUUCAAAGAUUCUUUUUGAGUGUUUUGAAAUAAAAUUACCUAGAUACACAUACUUAAAUGAUAAAUGACUAGUUUCCUAGAAUCUAGACUCACACUAUUAAAAAUAUAAUAUUUGUGUAAGGUGUCCAUUUAAAAUGAUCUAGUUUCGUCAUUAGUCCAAAGAUUAACUCCGACAAAUAUGACUUCCCAGUUCUUACUUUAAAGUUAAAGCUUAAUAAAUACUUAUAAUUGUUUUGUUAAUUCCCAUGUGGUCUUAGCCGGCACUAAUAAUAUGUAAUAAAUCUAAACAGGCAGCCUCUUCGUGUUAUAACAUAAUAAAUUUAUUUUUUGUAAUUUCAACUCUUGAGUUGGCGCUUCAUUAAACAAGUCGAAAAAUCAGACAUAGAUUUAUAGAGCUCCUCUCUACAUUCGCAACACCAUUAGCUAUACCUGAGGUGUGUGAUGUCUGAGACUACACGCCAUCCAUCACGCGUGUUGUCUGUCCCUCGGCCGCAGCAGAUGGCUCUAAUUCUAUGGGUGUUUUAUUUCUUAACAAAUCGAGUGCUUGUGUGUCAAUUAAUAUAAUAUUUGUCACAUAAAUAACCGGAGAUCCUUCCGCUAUUAUCCGAACGCAUAAACUCCACCAUUCCAGCUUAUUAUUCGCAGUACAAUAGUUUUUAGCGGGCGCGGGGCGAGGGAGGGGGGCCGGCCCGCAAAAACUGCACCCGACUUAAUUAUAAAGAGACAAGAAGCGCCAUUAAAUAGCGAUUCGUUAAAUCUACGCUCUCGUGUUAACACCACACGUGCUCCGUCCCGCUCGCUCUCCUCCCCGACAGAGCGGGACGGCUAUAGUUCUGGGGCGACGGCUCGGUUUAGGGGCGGCGUCCGCGAUAUAAGGUUUAGAUUGACUGGGCGGCGUUCUCUAUUCAGGUUUUUUUCUGUUUGCGAGCUUGAGCGUCGGCGAGAGCUUUUCAUUUGGUGUCGGGUCGCGCUCGCGGGCGCACGCACUGUCUGCAGGGUGCGAUGACCGAGUGACUCGCUACGACUCGUGUGUGUAUGCAGUGAGCUGAUCAUGUCGGAGUUGCGAGGCUCGCCGCCGAUGGCGCGGGGGCUGGAGAGCGGGUUCGCCCCGCUGGCGGCGCUGAGCUCGCUGGCGGAGGCGCCGCCGCCGGCCGCCAACCCGCACGGCAUCGACCACAUCCUGGCGCGGCCGGCGGCGGGCGCGGGCGCGGCGGCCGGCCUGCUGGCGCCGCGCCUUUCCCUCGCGGCGGCGGCGGCCGGCAUGGCGCACUACCUGCAGCACAAGCCGCUCUACUGGCCCGGCUUCCAGGGGCUCGUCUCCAACCCCAUGGCCUGGCGCGAGCGCCUGCAGUCCAAUUUUGUUGCAGUGAGCAACGGCGCGCUGAGCGCGUGCUCGCAGGUCGGCAUGGACAAGGACGGCAAGAAGAAGCACACGCGGCCCACGUUCAGCGGACAGCAGAUCUUCGCGCUGGAGAAGACUUUCGAGCAGACCAAGUACCUGGCCGGGCCCGAGCGCGCCAAGCUGGCGUACGCGCUCGGCAUGACCGAGUCCCAAGUCAAGGUCUGGUUCCAAAACAGAAGAACGAAGUGGAGGAAAAAGCACGCCGCCGAGAUGGCGACCGCGAAGCGCAAGCAGGAGGAGCUGGGCGAGGAGUGCGACGAGCAGGAGCCGCACGAGAACGAGUGCAGCGACGAGGAGGAGGCCAAGAGGCCGCGCCUCGAGCUGCACCACAUGCACCACCAGCUGCCGCACCGCCAGUGAUCGCUCCCGCCGGGCGAGCUCCCCGCCCGCGCCUGCCACCCCCCCGCCCCCGAGGACGCGCCCUGCGACCUCUCCGCCUGGCCCGCGCGCCGCCACCACCACGACCACCAGCCCCACCAGCCCCACCAGCCGCGUGGUGACAGUGACCAAGUGAACAGUGACAGCGUCAGUGUCGACGACGACCAGCCGAUCAAUUUCGCGUAUUACCACUUCUAAGUGACGCGGAAUUAGGGAGAGUCGGCUCAAACGAACUUAUAAACUAUGAUAUGAAUCGUCGUAACUUAUUGUAAAUGGUUUUAAAUCGGUGUUGCAGUUUGUAACCAGGUUAUUAUGAACUUUCGUCAUUCAAAUCUUUUUACAGUCGUAAUGUUUGUUAAAACUUAAGACAUGUCAAUGGAUACUGUAAGCGCUAUGUAAAAAUAAUUAGCUUUACAUCUGUAAAUAUUUAUUGUAUAAGUAGUCAUGUGAUACAUUAUAAGUAAUUUAUUGAUAAUUUUAGAUUUUACAUGUAUUUUGUGAGCAUAAACUUGUAAAUUGAAUGAAUCUUGAUACCGGUGCCAAUUUCCUGUGAGUAGUUUAUAUUUCGAGUAAAACCUAGUAUUAUUUUAAACGUAACUCGAUAUAUUAUUAUUAUUAUUUUGUGCCAGAGUAAGUGUUGUGAAGGUUAGUGUCAUACUAGCCCCGAUCUCCUCAGCUGUGUUGAACCUUGUUGUCACAAUAACUCACUACUCCUUUAGAAGU